Molecule: messenger RNA, 1371 nt
Organism: Dendronephthya gigantea
Lineage: Eukaryota; Metazoa; Cnidaria; Anthozoa; Malacalcyonacea; Nephtheidae
Exons: 8
Coding region: 78-1094 (338 amino acids)
Source: RefSeq, a predicted model, not a curated record
AGCAAGGGAGCAACAAGUGAUCAAGUAAGUUAAGUGGGAAAAAUGCAAACAGUCCUGUCAAGAAUGAACCCAAUGUUAUGAAGAAAACGUACGGUGUUGUCAACGCCCUGCAAUUUCAGUUGACAUUCAUUCCGCAACGUCCGAAGUCAUGUAUUGAACGCGUUUCUACCAAGACGUAUACUCACUGUCCUGAUAGUAAAGAAAAUCAUGAAAAACUAAGAAGAUGUAAAAGUCAACAAGAAAUAUCUCUACCGUCUUCUGCGGAAACGAAUAAGCAACGUUUAUCAAGUCACGAAUGCCUAGCCUUGGACCCAGAGAAAAUAAGUAAUGGCAUUAGAUCACAACAAAUCUUGAUAUCUUCAGCACUACGUCGACCACAUGCGUCCUUCUAUUCCCUUCUUGACUCACAAUCAACACCAGAGCCAGCAAAACCACGACGUCCUUCGUAUCGUCCAAAGUCAGCCAGUACUGUAUACUCAUAUGCUGAACGACCCGUGUCUGCAAGCGAGACUUCCCGUCAUCUUGGGCGACCAACUAAAGCCAGUCUUCUCAGGAGCAAAUCGUCGUACGACAUUAGGGCGACAAGUGAAUCUCCUAGACCUACUAAUGAUAAAAAAAUCGUAAAGAAACCUUGUGCUAUUCGAAAUGAAUACAUCUUACACAAGAAUUCAUUGACACCCAAAGAAGUGUUCGAUUACAUGAAGUCUGUUCAUGCAUACCUAACUGGAGCAAGAUACAACCGAUCGCGACUUGUUGAUGCGAAGUCACUAACGAAACAUGGUUUAUACGUUAGUAAAGAUGGCUUCGGAAGUUUUAUAUUAGAUAAAACGAGAGAAAUGUCUUCUGAUAUCGAACACGACGUACCCAAAGCUGCAUUGAAAGUUGUAGAAAGCCAAACAUCUCAAGCUGAUGUAAUGCAUACUGGAACAAACACUGAACCUUACUACCUCAGCUUGAACAAGUGGCAUUGUGCUGAAUGGAAUCAGGGAAAAAAACAUUUACCACCACAUAGAAAUAACCAACGAAGACCAAUUAGUCCAAACAAAGUAAAACCAAUUAAAGCAAGAUACAUUGAUUACAAUACGAUACAUUGAUUACUAUUGUAAAAUGACAUCUGAUAUAAAAGAUAAAAUUAUUUUAUGAACUUGGCAUGCAUGUAACGCUAACGCUAACACCCAAAGAUUUGUUCUCACCUUUAUAUACGUCACCGCGUAUAAUGAAGCAACAUCUGGUAAUUCUCAGUAUAUAUUUUCAAAUAUUCGGUCCAAAUAUUUUUCGUCUAAAUUUGUAAAUAUAAAUAUCCAAGCAUUUUUAGUCAAUUGUGUGAAAUACAGUUCGUCUUUGAAAAUAGCUAGCUAUAAUCUUUGAAUU